This is a messenger RNA of [Candida] anglica, 279 nucleotides long. NCBI's taxonomy places the organism in Eukaryota, Fungi, Ascomycota, Pichiomycetes, Serinales, Debaryomycetaceae. The record is from the annotation of a GenBank genome assembly.
AUGCCACCUGACCUUCCAAAGGGCCCACCAUUUUGGCAGAGACUUAUUGUAGGUACUGCAGCCGUCGGAUUGGGUGUAUAUGCCUUCUUAGAUGCUCUGAAAGAAUUUGAACUUAUUAAGUUUACUCCAUUUAGUGAGGAAGAAAUUGCUCAAAGAAAACUUGAAAAUAGAAAAUUAUCAAUAAGACAACUUGAACAAGUCACUUUGGAUUAUACUCCUGAAGCAAAGGAAAAGUUUAGAAAAAGAGCAGAACAACUUGAGAAAGAAAAGGGUUCCUAA